This is a messenger RNA of Mesoplodon densirostris (Blainville's beaked whale), 2013 nucleotides long. It is a transcript of the gene LIN7A, whose product is annotated as lin-7 homolog A, crumbs cell polarity complex component. Gene Ontology annotation, molecular function: L27 domain binding. Gene Ontology annotation, cellular component: MPP7-DLG1-LIN7 complex; basolateral plasma membrane; synapse. NCBI's taxonomy places the organism in Eukaryota, Metazoa, Chordata, Mammalia, Artiodactyla, Ziphiidae. Bases 853 to 1341 code for a protein of 162 amino acids. Gene Ontology annotation, biological process: protein localization to basolateral plasma membrane; maintenance of epithelial cell apical/basal polarity; neurotransmitter secretion. The record is from RefSeq and is a predicted model, not a curated record. The transcript has 11 exons.
GACCUGGAGCGGCGGGGGAAACCACAGGCUUCAGCGGGGGCGGGGAGGGGGGGCUCACAGCGUCCUCGCGCGCGGCUAGAGCGGCGCCGCGCGAAACCCGACGCCUCCGCGCGUCUCCAGCUCCGCGACUUCGCGUGGAAAACCGCCCUCAGGCUGCAGCGCGGCCUCCCUUCUCCGACGCACAGGUACCCCUAAGAAACCUCACUGAAAAAGAAAGUACGGUGUUGGUGGCGGUGGUGGUGAUGGUAAAUACCCAGAAGAACAAAGAGAACAGGAGAGGACAAGAAGACAAGUGAAAGAAUGGAAAGAAAAUGAAUUCGUGUAAUUGCAAUAAAGGCAAGGAGAAAAAGGCGGAUGAAAGAAUUGUUUUAAAACAAAUAACAUUCCAGUGGAUGGGAAGAACUCUACAACUUCAGUUCAUUCUAGCAACCAAAUGUAAGGUAAGAAAACUGAGAUUCAGAGAAGGAAGGUAACUUCCCCAAGGAUCCACAGCUGACAGGCAUAAAUCAACAAGUAUGCUGCAUAAGAAAACGUUCACCUGGGGUGUGAGAUACAAGUGUUGACUUCUAAUUUCUGGUGGUGGCACUCCUUGAGGUCUUCUCUCUUGGAUUUGAAACUGAAGGAUCCAGAUAUCACCUCUCCCUGACCCGCUAAAGAGCCAGCUCAUGAUACUGAAUCAGUGAAAUUCUUCAGCUUUGACUUUGAAUCUGCAAAGAUGCAGAUGUUGCCAGAGCAAUUGAAUUACUGGAAAAACUGCAGGAAUCUGGAGAAGUACCAGUGCACAAGCUACAAUCCCUCAAAAAAGUGCUCCAGAGUGAGUUUUGUACUGCUAUUCGAGAGGUGUAUCAAUAUAUGCAUGAAACGAUAACUGUUAAUGGCUGUCCCGAAUUCCGUGCCAGGGCCACAGCAAAGGCAACAGUUGCAGCUUUUGCAGCUAGUGAAGGCCACUCCCACCCUCGGGUAGUCGAGCUGCCAAAAACGGAUGAAGGCCUUGGUUUUAAUGUGAUGGGAGGAAAGGAGCAAAAUUCCCCCAUUUAUAUCUCUCGCAUCAUUCCUGGAGGGGUGGCCGAAAGACACGGAGGCCUCAAGCGAGGAGACCAGCUACUAUCAGUGAAUGGAGUGAGUGUGGAAGGAGAACACCAUGAGAAAGCUGUGGAACUACUCAAGGCUGCUAAGGACAGCGUCAAGCUGGUGGUCCGAUACACCCCAAAAGUCUUGGAAGAAAUGGAGGCUCGCUUUGAAAAGCUACGGACAGCCCGGCGUCGGCAGCAGCAACAAUUGCUAAUUCAACAACAGCAACAGCAGCGGCAGCAACAAACACAGCAAAACCACAUGUCAUAGGUCCUUGAAGCUACUUGAUCAAACACCCAAUAGUCACAAGUUUGAAACCGUGCUUCAGAAUCCCAGCACAUAGUAAAGGAAAAGACAACACUGAUCAUUAUACCUGUCAAGAAACUGUGAACACGUGGUGUAUAAAUUCUUUACAAAGGCAACUUGACACCUUCUUUCUCUGGGGCUGAACCCCCGCUGCUCACGUGCUCUUUACACACACAGACCUUCCAUUCACUGCAGUGGGAAUUCUCAGUGUGUAAAGGGAGAGGUUUUCCAGUCUGCAGACUGAAACAGUAUAAGAAGAAUAAAGUCCAUGACUUUCAGAUAAAUCACCAGGGCCAGGGUUAAGUGAAUCUUGGGUCUAUAGCUUUUCCAGAGAUUAACAAAGCUCUCAUUAGGCUAUAGUUCAAACUGCAUCAGUUCAAGGUUGUUGCCACUUAAAAGAAACCUACACAUUGCCCCUCACGGGGACCUGUUCCACGUCUGUAUUGCUGAGUUGUCUGAAUUAGAAUUCCAGUUAAUUGCAAAUUCAACCUCUGUUUCCCUCUUGAAAAUGGCAAGUUAUUAUACUAUAUUUAUACUCAAUUCAGGUUCUAGAAGCAUUUGGCUUUUUAUUUUCUGUUUCCAUGAAUUAUGCAUUAAUAGAGUGGGCAAUUUCAACUCAACUUUUAGUUAGUUAAA